Messenger RNA from Pollicipes pollicipes, 2177 nucleotides. RefSeq names its product dihydrolipoyllysine-residue succinyltransferase component of 2-oxoglutarate dehydrogenase complex, mitochondrial. Gene Ontology annotation, biological process: tricarboxylic acid cycle. NCBI's taxonomy places the organism in Eukaryota, Metazoa, Arthropoda, Thecostraca, Pollicipedomorpha, Pollicipedidae. Gene Ontology annotation, molecular function: dihydrolipoyllysine-residue succinyltransferase activity. The record is from RefSeq and is a predicted model, not a curated record. Bases 45 to 1493 code for a protein of 482 amino acids. Gene Ontology annotation, cellular component: mitochondrion; oxoglutarate dehydrogenase complex. The transcript is spliced from 10 exons.
GCUUAGAGGCGGUGGGGUCGUGGGUGUCGGGUGGGGUCUGGAAAAUGUCGUACGUCCGGGCAUCAAGGAAAAUUUUACACUUUUGUGCGGUGAAAUCAAAGCAGUGUUCCACUCCAUGCCGGACAUAUGGUCUGGGCCCUGCAUUAUGGGUGGCCAGGACCGAGCUGGCUUCCCUCCGACCCGCAGAGGUCACCAGGAGGUGGCAAGCUAGUCCAGGCAGCCGUACCAUCCGCACAUCAGCCAUACUUGGUGGUGAGGUGAAGGUGGUACAGGUGCCUGCGUUCGCCGAGUCUGUCUCUGAGGGUGAUGUGCGCUUCGAGAAGGCGGCCGGCGACUCCGUCAAGGAAGACGAGGUGGUCGCCGAAAUCGAGACUGACAAGACGUCGGUGCCGGUGCCGGCGCCCGUCGCUGGCGUCAUCCACGAGCUGCUGGUGGCAGACGGCUCCACCGUGAAGCCCGGCACAGACCUGUUCAGCAUCGAAGUGGGCGCAGCAGGCGGUGGUGCCGCGCCAUCUGCGCCCAAGAAGUCCGAGGAGCCUGCUGCGAAACCCGAACCGUCCGCCGCCCCCGCAGAGGAGAUCCCUAAGGAUGUGCCGGCAAAGGAGGCUCCGAAGCCGCAGGCGGAGCCGGCGACCGCGGGGCCGAUCCCGAGCCGGCCGCCGGCGCCCGCCGCCACCCGGCCGGCGGCGCCGUCAGCCAGCAUCCCGGUGGCGGCGGUGCGGCACUCGAUGGCGCUGGAGAAGGGCGAGGUCAAGCUGCCGCCGGCCGACCCCACCGCCGAGAUCACCGGCACGCGAACCGAGCAGCGCGUCAAGAUGAGCAGAAUGCGCCAGAGAAUAGCGCAGCGACUCAAGGACGCUCAGAACACCAACGCCAUGCUCACCACCUUCAAUGAAAUCGACAUGAGCAACAUCAUGCAGCUGCGGAAGCAGCACCAGGAGGCAUUUGUGAAGAAGCACGGCAUCAAGAUCGGCUUCAUGUCCGCCUUCGUGAAGGCGUCGGCGUACGCGCUGACCUACCAGCCGACGGUGAACGCCGCCAUCGACGGCAACGAGAUCGUGUACCGCGACUACGUGGACAUCUCGGUGGCCGUGGCCACGCCCAAGGGCCUGGUGGUGCCUGUACUCCGCAGCGUGGAAGGCAUGAGCUACCUGGACAUCGAGAAAGGCAUCGAGGCGCUCGGAGCCAAGGCCAAGGACGGCUCGCUGGCUGUGGAGGACAUGGACGGCGGCACGUUCACCAUCAGCAACGGCGGCGUGUUCGGCUCCAUGUUCGGCACGCCCAUCAUCAACCCUCCGCAGGCGGCCAUCCUCGGCAUGCACGGCAUCUUCCAGCGGCCGGUCGCGAUUGACGGCAAGGUGGAGAUCCGUCCGAUGAUGUACGUGGCGCUGACGUACGACCACCGACUGAUCGACGGCAGGGAGGCGGUCACCUUCCUGCGCCACAUCAAGGCGGCCGUCGAGGACCCGCGCGUUCUGCUGCUCGGCCUCUAGACGAGCGGCGGUAUCUCCCCCAGGCGGGCUCGCAGGCGGGCCCCUGACGCUUGGCCCCGCCGCCUCCAAGGACGGCGAGCCGGCCGCGGGCCCGCUGCUAGACAGGCGUAGGUGCAAUGGGUGUGCCGCGUGCGGUGGCCCGGCACGUGUGACUGCGACCGGCCCGUGUGCGGCGUGGGACGUGGCGCUUGCCUCGACUCAGCAAGGCCACCACACCGACCUCGGCCGGCGUCGCGACCGCAGCGCGCGCCACCACCGGCUCUCUCGGGAAUAUCGUCAGCAGUUGACGCCAUUGUCGGGUUUUGUACGCUGGCAAACUGGUCCCACAGUGGACCCCGGUGGGUGCUAAUGGCGGCUCCUCCGUGCUGUCGUUGCGCCGAGUGCCGCUUACGGAAUUUAACGCGAGUUAGCUGGCUUCAAGCGAGUUUUAAAGGAGUCGGCCAAGUUCGCUAUUGAUGACCUUUCAGUGACCACAUGCACAACGGCGGCUCGAUGCGUGCGAUGGACCACCCCUCCCCGUGUACAUAUUGUUAUCACCCCGUGCGGAGUGAAAAGACGCGUGCCUGGUGCCGCGGCGGGACGGGGUUGCGUCCUGACUGGCGCGGAGUCAGUCGGGGGUCGGGCCUGACUGCCAUUCUGAACCGGUGCGAGUGAAGCUAUUAAUACAGGAUUCAGCGAUCACUC